AUGGCUUCCUUGCACAGGUGGAGACUGAAGGUGUUGGCGUGGGAUCAUGUUAUUUUUUGGAACGAAUUACUUUGUAAUAAUACCCUGCCGGUUGGCGUUAGGGCCCAUCGCUUAUCUUUGACUGAUAGAUCGGUACACCCUGAGGGUCAAGGGAUAUCACCGGCAUCUGCCUACGAGGUCUGUUCUCGAGAGAGAGAAGUGCCUGGGUAUCCAGUCUAUCAUGUCCAGGCCAUUAUAUACCUUGAUAGAAGCUCGUUUAGCUACACGAUUCGAGAAGGCGGCAAUGAUCGCUAUAGCCUAGAUCUACGUGCCUCAUCUCCGAGUGAAAGAGAAUCAAUUGUCAGACUAGGUGUCCUGAAGACUGAAUUUCAUGAUCAUGGUCAAGGUGCCAGGCCGGGCCGGUGUCACUGUAAACUAAUGCAAGGCUCGUACGAAGCAGAUGGUAACCGCAUUAAUGUGCCCCAGGGAACAUGGAGUAAUUCGUAUGUGGCUGGUCAAUGUUGA
Messenger RNA from Fusarium graminearum PH-1, 504 nucleotides. RefSeq lists its product as uncharacterized. The transcript has a single exon. Bases 1 to 504 code for a protein of 167 amino acids. NCBI's taxonomy places the organism in Eukaryota, Fungi, Ascomycota, Sordariomycetes, Hypocreales, Nectriaceae. The record is from RefSeq and is a predicted model, not a curated record.